AUGCCGGGCCCUUUAUAUCGCGAUCGUUGGGCGGCGAGAGAAGCUUGGAGGAAAUCUCCCAUCUUUUCCAACAAGGCCAUGUUCCGAAACAUGUUCCCUGGAUUAGGAACUGCUAUCGUCGCUUUCACCGCCUAUGUCAUUUAUGACGAUUACUUCGCUUCCAAACCACAAUCACAUACUUCACAUGGGGAGCAUCAUUAG
Molecule: messenger RNA, 201 nt
Organism: Tremella mesenterica DSM 1558
Lineage: Eukaryota; Fungi; Basidiomycota; Tremellomycetes; Tremellales; Tremellaceae
Exons: 2
Coding region: 1-201 (66 amino acids)
Biological process (GO): mitochondrial respiratory chain complex I assembly; electron transport chain
Cellular component (GO): mitochondrion
Source: RefSeq, a predicted model, not a curated record